CAGCGCGAGCAUCACCAGCGGACGGGAUACAGACGCACUGAGGCAGCGAGGAAAUAAAGGAAUACACACUGAUGAAGGAGCAACAACAAAGAGGGAGGAUGGAAUAAAAAAAGCCUUUUAUUGCUUCUCCUUUCUCUUCCCACUUCUGUUUGGAGCAUCCCACAAGCAGAGCACCAGUGAAAACACAUACAUAUGAUAUAUAUAUAAAAUUCCUAUACAUAUAUAUCAAAUUAUGCCUGUUUUCAAAGAAGCUGCAGCCGGACAAGGACUGAUUUGACAGCAAAAUCCAUUGCAUGAAAAAUUGGGAGAUAAUGUGCAGCAUUUGCCUAAAAAACUGUCGCAUGUAAAUGCUUUGAGAUUUUUUUUGUCAAUUUUUGCUUGGGAAAAAAGACAAAAAAAAUAUAUUGAUGCAAAUGCACAAUUUUGAAAACUGGCAACUGAGUUGUUGAACAACAACAGCAAAGAGCUUCUGCUGCCGACAGUCCUAUAUUUCCAAAGGAGCUUCUUUUAAAAACAGGAUAUUUUUGAUCUGCCCUUGUUGCCACACGGCUGUGUGGCUGUCGCAUCUCCACUUGUCUCUGUCGUCCGAAUGGGCUGGGGGAAUAUAAUUCCAGCGAGGCUCAUACAAGUGCGCCGCUGAAAGUGCAGAGGGCUCUCUGACCCCAUGCUGAUAUUUCCUCAGCAACAACAAAAUAGCCUUACAGCCCAGCUCGGGCUGAGAGGAAAGGCUGAGGUAAGUUGUGGGAGAGAGGAAGAGGCAUAAAUAUCAAAGAGAGGAUAGAGGGAGAUUGCAAUCAGAGUGUAAACAAAGAGACUUAAUCAAAAACUGAGCCACAAGCAAACCAAGGAAGGAGAAACAAAACCUCAAAGAACAAACCAUGAUCCGUCAUGUGGGACACUCCACUCUGGUUGAGUAAUUCCAGCAUCUCUUGAGUCUUGGAUGCAGCACCGCUAAGACAUUAAGAUCAGGGAUUCAGUAUCACAUCAUCAGCCCUUCCGCUUUCUCCUCCACUCCCCUCUCCCCUUAGUCUUUGCACUUGUAGAGCAGGACGGAGCAGACUGAUAGACAGAGUACCCAGCUGGUGUCCCUGGGAUCCACAGAGAGUAGGGGUUUCACGGAGCAACAGCAACAGGAGCCCCCGCACGCACACAGAGAACAAAAAGCCAUCGGACUCCUUAGUGUGCCACUUAAAAGCUACAGACACUGACACUGACAGAGCACUGUCACCAGGGGGAUUUGAGCUGUUGGUGGAUGUGUGUGUGAGAGUGUGCGUGAAAGAAACCACGCUUUAGUUGCGCAGGACGCUUUUAAAGUAUUUGUUUUAAAGAAUAUUAGAACAGCUGUUGUUACCUGUUGGGUCUUUGACUGGAAAAAGAAAGGGGCUAUACUCCUACACAAUCUUUACAAAAUAAAAGCUUAAUAUUCAAUAUCACUCAUAAAGACAUCAGGGACUGGAAGACUGGAUCUCUACAUCGGAAGGAGCGAGUAACAUUCCCCAAGGUGGACCAAGGUGGCAGCGAAAAGAUGCCCACCACAAAAAUAAAAAAGCUUCUUUUGAACAGUGAUACUGAGUGUAGGAGGAUGAUAGAUGCAAGUUAAGUUCUGAGAGGGAGAAGUACACAGACAGCUCCAGUGGAAAACACUGCACUUUUCCUGGACAUCAGAUCUGAUUUGACUCCAGUGUUGAGCAUUAGAGUUGUUUUCCUCUCAGGAAUAUGAGUUUGUCUGAAAAGCCUUUCAUGUUGGAGCCCGUGACUAUCUGCGAGUUUUAGAGGAAUCUGCCUUCUUUUUCUGCAAGCCGCGUCGGAAACCCAGAGUUCUCACUUUUCAAGGAUUAUUCAUCCACUCAGUGGGGCAGCGUAUUGCUGGAAAUGCCAGAGGCAAGUUCAUUCGUACGUAACAUACCCUCCUAAACUGGAUUCCCUCCAGGCCACUGGAUUCAGAUUCGUCUACAACCACCUCUGUUGAUGACAUAUGGCUUUGUGAAAGGAGCUUUCAUUUGGCCCAUUAAUAAUUACACAUCAGCAGUGAGCCAUCACAAAACAUUGGAGUCCAAGAUGGCCACCUCGAUGCAUCCACUCUUGGUGAGCUUCUCGCUGGCCAUUCUCCUGGGGUUGACCUCUCUGGGUGGACUGAACUCUUGGUCAUCAGGUCAGGCUUUCGCCCAGGUCUCUACCAACAACCAGACAACAGAGCCCUCUAUGUUGCCAGAGGCUGCGCUGGCAACUCCCACACCAGACGCAGAGGAAAAAACAGUUCCAAGUGCUGGUAACCGUUGCUGGGGUUACUAUGAUGUCAUGGGCCAGUGGGACCCGCCUUUCAACUGUAAUGCAGGCAUCUACCUGUUCUGCUGUGGUUCCUGCUUCUACCGCUUCUGCUGCCAGUUCAAAAUCCACAGUUUGGACCAGACUUCCUGUUCCAACUAUGACACACCAGUUUGGGCAAACACUGGGCGACCAGCGGCGCCCGUCACAGAGGUCCAAGAGGAACCAGAUCGGGAUCGGACCCACAUGAUCGUGUAUAUUAUCUGUGGAGUGGUGGCCAUCAUGGUGUUGGUCGGGAUUUUUACCAAGCUCGGGCUGGAGAAGAGUCAAGGAGGACAGACUGACAUGACUAACUCCAGGACUCUGACAGAGCUCAUGAAGCAGCCAGGGGAGGCAGGAAUGGUGGAUGGAACCGGGAUUCAUCAUCCCAUAGGGACCAACGGCAUCUCCGCCAGGGCACUGCGCUCUAACAAUGAACACAACCAUUUGAACAACGCAGCCUUGCCUCCCCUGGGUCCAGCCAUGGCCUUGUCUCACCCUCAUAAUAACCUGGGAAUUGGCUUUAACAAGUACACAUCGCUGAAAGCCGUGGAAACGGGUGCAAGAGACUACUACAAGAGCUACCCAAUGGUAGAUUACACCCACCGCCAGUCUCCUCCCACUUUCCAGCCAAUUAACUUCCACCCAAAGGACAAGCCCUUCCUCCCGCCGCCCGACAUCCAUGCGCCACUGGCCAUCACCAUCAAUGCCUCCCAGAUCCCCAAGCCGAAGAUCUCCAAGACCAACACUCACCCACUCACGUCCAGCUCAGCCUUUAAAGCAUGGGACCCCAGUAAGAGUCACAUCCAGCACCCGACGGCAACCCACAUGACCCUCCAGGGACAGCAGCACCACCCCAUCCAGCAGCAGCAGCACCAGCCCCUGCAUCAGCAGAACAGCCGGCGCCAGGCCUACUCCAACAAAAGGCAGUUCAGCAUCGAAACGCUUCCUGAGCUCUUUUCGCAGCCGCUGGGCUAUGGCCACUCGCCACACAUGAACCCCAGGCACAAGGGACUGCCCACCAACAGCAAGACAGAGGUCACUGUCUGAACAUGGGGACGAAUGGGUGAACAGACAGAAGAGGAAACCAAGUGGAGCUGUAAGCAAGAAAUGCUCAGAUAUCUUUUAUAUCCACAGCCGUAAUGGCAAUAGGGGAGCAAGCAAAUAUCGUGUAUAAUCUGAAUUUUUUUAAUUCUGCAUUUUCCUCAUCAUUGUUGACAAUAAUAAUAAUAAUGUGAGUGAUAUUUGUGUACUUUUAAGACCACUGGAUCAGCAGCAGCAGAUAAGCUGUGAAGGUGGCGGAUUGGCAGGUGCUGGCUGUGACUCUUUGAACCCGGCAGCUCUUCUAAAUAAUUGAGUGGCCUCUCAGUGUGUUGGCACAGCUCUCUCCUCCUUCUCCUCUCAACCCCCUCCCACCUCAAAGACACUCUGCACUGCUCUGUAGCACCAUUCCACCAUACACAGACACUAUUUACCCCACAAACUAGCCCAGACGCACUCUGACCACUUUUUCGGAGACUGUCGGAGAGGCUGGUAGGGGAGUGUUUCCCCUGAGACUUUGGCUCCCCAUCAGCAGAAACAAUGCCAUUGUGUUGUCAGCUCCCGUUGCCCUCCAGCCCCUCCGGAGAGCGAGAUAUCAGCCUGGCAAUUCAUACAAGAGAUGAGGGCGGCAUGGGUGGUGGUGGUGGGGGGGUUUAUUCAUCUCAUUCCAGGGGCAAAUAAGAUGAGACGGAUCUGAACCAUAUAGACACACACUACACACUUGUCAAAAACUACAGAAAGUUCCCAGCAGUGUCAGAGACCAUAGGCACCCCCACCCCACAAGCCGAAACACACUUGUCUCUCGACACACUGAUCCUCAGAAACUGGGGAAAGUGAAUAAGCAAGCUCUAGUUGGUAUUUGUAACUGCUUGUUUCGGUCACCAUCUUUUGUGUUGCUGUGGAUGUUUACCUCUAUAGAAAAUCCAGGAUGUGUCACGCUGCCUAGAAAAAAAGAGCAAAAGAGUCCAUGCAUCCAAAAAGGUCAUUACAAAGUCAUUGCAUUCUCUCUCCCUCUCUGCUCCACACAAAUGCUCUUUCACAAAUGAGGCUGGGUUGGUGGAAAUGUCAGCGAAUGCUGCAUAUUGGUACGGGCAUUUGGUUGUAAAAGGAAGUGAAAUUGUGAAUGAAUUUAUAUAUAUAUAUAUAUCUGAAUCGAGAGAGAGAGAGAGAGAGAGAGAGAUUACAAGAUUCACUGUAUUCAGACAAUAGAUCUGCACAUUUGACACGAUUCCAUAAUCAAACAAGAUCAAGCAGUGAUGCGUUACAAGGGCACCUUUUCCUAGCAUGGCUAUGUCAAAGCACAGCUGUUUGAUGCACAACUGAUGCACGACUGCUGCAGUGUUAAAAUAAUCUGCAAGGCUGAAACCAUUGUCACUGCCAUAUAAUUCCUGCUUUCAAAUACAGUAAACACAUCAGUUUUGUUGGCAUAAAAGCAGUCAAGUAGUCUUAGUAACGUGUCAUUUUUUGGUCGCUCUACAUUCAGUGGACCAACUCGUCUGGUAGUGUUAACUUAGAGUAGGAGCUGCAGAAGAAACGGCCUCUCACUAACUCGGAAAACUCUCUAUUUACAUCUUGUGUCUUCUUAGCUGUCUUGCUAACAUUAACCACUGGUAAGCCCACAUUCAGGAACGAGCUGGUUCUGUUGGUUUGGUUGAUUGGGAGUGUAUGUGAACCCCGCAGCUUCAUGGUUUGGACUUCUGGAGUGUUGCAUGCAGUACCCGUACCUACCAUUAAGCUAGCCGUAAGCAAAUAGAUUGAAACCAUCGGCUGGCUAUUUGUUAAACUCUUGUUUCUAUUUAUACCUGGUUAAACAUCGAAAUUGUGACAUAUGGUUGUAGAGGCUUUGGAGUUGUUUAAAUGAAUAUUCUGGUAUAUUUCGGCCAGAUUUCCCAGGGGAUCAGUGAGAGCAGGAACAACACCGGUUUCCCGAGGUACGUUGUCUCUCAGGACGGCCCAGUUGCCUUCCUGUCUUUGCCUCCAUUCUUAGUCUUUCCCCUUUCAUUUGAUUUAGCUCCUCAUCUGUGUCCAGUUCCAAUUAAUACGGUUGACCAAAGGGAAAUGACUUGUGAUUAUCCUCAUAAUAGUCAACGGGAUAAUCCGGCAAUGAAUUUAGCUUAGAAUUUAGACAGUGAUCCAGUCAGCCUUACACAUGAAUUAAAACUAUGCAGGGUGAGCAGGUGAUGCUGGGUUUACUUUCGACGAGACUCAGACACAAUCAAGUAAAACACGCCAUGUUAAAAUUUCCACAAUUUCUCUUUAAAGGAACUUUUUGCUGGGCUGAGUGACAAAAGGAAUGCAACUAGUUUCUGAUGAGUGAUUAGUAAUCGGUUUUUCAAUGAGUAACAUACUACCUUAUGUUGCAUUUUUCAGUUUAUUUGUACAGUGUUGGUUGAUGGCUCCAGUCUACAAAUUCAGCCUUCAAAAUCUCUAACCUCCUCUUCCACCAUCCAAAACAGUCCAUCAGCCAGCCUGACUCACUGAUUGAAUUCACCUUCAUUUGUUAUCAGGAGGACACCAGCUAUGCCGCAGUGCAUAUGCCUGGCACAUGCUAUAGCACAGACAGGUGGUGGAACCUAAUCAAACAGCAGCUCUUACCAGAGUCACACACUAUUUAGCACUUCAUCUCGUUCCUGCUCUCUUUCUGCCGCUCUCUCUCUUUUUCAGCUUCCAAGCUGCCUCCUAGCAGAGUGUCAUCUACCCCGGACCUACCUCUGUGCAUCCAUGUCCAUGGAGGGCUGAGCAAUGGGCACCAAGCACUUGUCUGGUGUUUCGUACCCAGUGCUCCAAGCUGUUGUAAACCGUGGUAUUCUCACUGGGUCCUCAGCAUGUGUGUAUGUGUGUGUACGGGGAGGGAAAUAUAAUUAAUGACAGUCAGUCACAGACUAGAUUUACUCCCUAGGCAAGGCAAGGCAAGGCAAGUUUAUUUGUAUAGCACAUUUCAACAACAAGGUAAUUCAAAGUGCUUUACAUAAAACAAAAGCAACAGGGAAAUAUAAAAAAGUUUAAAAACAUAA
Messenger RNA from Micropterus salmoides (largemouth bass), 6359 nucleotides. RefSeq names its product protein shisa-8. The record is from RefSeq and is a predicted model, not a curated record. Gene Ontology annotation, biological process: regulation of short-term neuronal synaptic plasticity; regulation of AMPA receptor activity. The transcript is spliced from 5 exons. The coding region runs from base 1969 to 3354 and encodes 461 amino acids. Gene Ontology annotation, cellular component: postsynaptic membrane; dendritic spine membrane; postsynaptic density. NCBI's taxonomy places the organism in Eukaryota, Metazoa, Chordata, Actinopteri, Centrarchiformes, Centrarchidae.